Cuscuta campestris is the source of this 891-nucleotide messenger RNA. NCBI's taxonomy places the organism in Eukaryota, Viridiplantae, Streptophyta, Magnoliopsida, Solanales, Convolvulaceae. The record is from the annotation of a GenBank genome assembly.
GAAGGAUGCGAUGUGGGAUCGUAUCGAGGAGAAGUUCUUCACGGCGAUGAAGAAGGACGGCUCCUACCGAACCCGGGACCAACUCACUUCCAAAUGGUGCCACAUCAACAAAAAAGUCCGAAAGUUUAUGGGAGUUUACGAGGUAUGCUCCCGGUCCCGGAGGAGCGGCACGAACGACGCCGAUGUUCUCCGGCUUGCCACGACCCGGUAUCAAGACGACGGGAACCAAGGCAAGGUGCCUAUCGAUCUUUGGAAGAUUUUGAGUCGUUCCCCGAAGUGGCAACAACUCAACAAUCCCGACGGCGGAUCAUUGCGGAAAAGAUCCACCGUCGCCGCCGAGGUUGAGGUCGACGAGACUAUCGGUUCUACCGAUCAAAUCCCUCCCUUCAACGUUGCGGAUUCCGAUGACGAGGACCCCAUUCCACGGCCGAUCGUAAGAAAGAAGACAAAAUCCAUUGCCUCUGGUUCGGGAGGGUCCGCCUCUGUUUCCGCUUCUCCCCGCGACGAAAUCGGCCGGGCUAUGAUUGAACAACUUCAGGCGUUCAAUCUCCAAGAACAAGAGAGGUUGAAGCUUAAAGAGAAGGAGUUGAAGCUAAAGGAGCAGGAGGCCGAGAUGAAAGUCAUGCAAACCGACCCCGGGACGUUGUCGGAGUUUGGACGAAUUAUCUACGAGCAAAGAAUGAGAUAGAUCAAGGAGAAAUAUAAUUUACCUUAGUUUUUUUAUUAAUGUAUCUUUUUUUUUCAAAUUAUUUUCGCUUUUUUUAUUUAAUUAAUGUGUUUUUUUAUUAUUCGUGUUUCAAUUUAAUUAAAUAAUAAAUUAAGUACAUUUUAUUAAUUUAAUUUUAGAAGAUGUAUAUUUAAAAAUGUAAAAAAUGAAGGUUUGAAGCCCAG